AUGUCUGCUCGACGAGCACAGCAGAACACAUCAACUGAUAUAGUCUGUGACCACUAUGUAUCAUAUGUUCCUGAACGCUAUGGGCCAGACUCUGUCUUACUGUUUGAUGGAUAUGGCAGUGGAACCUCAAUAAAAUCUGCUGAACAACAGCGACGAGCACAGCAGAACACAUCAACUGAUAUAGUCUGUGACCACUAUGUAUCAUAUGUUCCUGAACGCUAUGGGCCAGACUCUGUCUUACUGUUUGAUGGAUAUGGCAGUGGAACCUCAAUAAAAUCUGCUGAACAACAGCGACGAGCACAGCAGAACACAUCAGCUGAUAUAGUCUGUGACCACUAUGUAUCAUAUGUUCCUGAACGCUAUGGGCCAGACUCUGUCUUACUGUUUGAUGGAUAUGGCAGUGACCACUAUGUAUCAUAUGUUCCUGAACGCUAUGGGCCAGACUCUGUCUUACUGUUUGAUGGAUAUGGCAGUGGAACCUCAAUAAAAUCUGCUGAACAACAGCGACGAGCACAGCAGAACACAUCAACUGAUAUAGUCUGUGACCACUAUGUAUCAUAUGUUCCUGAACGCUAUGGGCCAGACUCUGUCUUACUGUUUGAUGGAUAUGGCAGUGGAACCUCAAUAAAAUCUGCUGAACAACAGCGACGAGCACAGCAGAACACAUCAGCUGAUAUAGUCUGUGACCAUUAUGUAUCAUAUGUUCCUGAACGCUAUGGGCCAGACUCUGUCUUACUGUUUGAUGGAUAUGGCAGUGACCACUAUGUAUCAUAUGUUCUUGAACGCUAUGGGCCAGACUCUGUCUUACUGUUUGAUGGAUAUGGCAGUGACCACUAUGUUCCUGAACGCUAUGGGCCAGACUCUGUCUUACUGUUUGAUGGAUAUGGCAGUGACCACUAUGUAUCAUAUGUUCUUGAACGCUAUGGGCCAGACUCUGUCUUACUGUUUGAUGGAUAUGGCAGUGACCACUAUGUAUCAUAUGUUCCUGAACGCUAUGGGCCAGACUCUGUCUUACUGUUUGAUGGAUAUGGCAGUGACCUCUAUGUAUCAUAUGUUCCUGAACGCUAUGGGCCAGACUCUGUCUUACUGUUUGAUGGAUAUGGCAGUGACCACUAUGUAUCAUAUGUUCUUGAAUGCUAUGGGCCAGACUCUGUCUUACUGUUUGAUGGAUAUGGCAGUGACCACUAUGUAUCAUAUGUUCCUGAACGCUAUGGGCCAGACUCUGUCUUACUGUUUGAUGGAUAUGGCAGUGACCACUAUGUAUCAUAUGUUCUUGAACGCUAUGGGUCAGACUCUGUCUUACUGUUUGAUGGAUAUGGCAGUGACCACUAUGUUCCUGAACGCUAUGGGCCAGACUCUGUCUUACUGUUUGAUGGAUAUGGCAGUGACCACUAUGUAUCAUAUGUUCUUGAACGCUAUGGGCCAGACUCUGUCUUACUGUUUGAUGGAUAUGGCAGUGACCACUAUGUAUCAUAUGUUCCUGAAUGCUAUGGGCCAGACUCUGUCUUACUGUUUGAUGGAUAUGGCAGUGACCACUAUGUAUCAUAUGUUCCUGAACGCUAUGGGCCAGACUCUGUCUUACUGUUUGAUGGAUAUGGCAGUGACCUCUAUGUAUCAUAUGUUCCUGAACGCUAUGGGCCAGACUCUGUCUUACUGUUUGAUGGAUAUGGCAGUGACCACUAUGUAUCAUAUGUUCUUGAACGCUAUGGGCCAGACUCUGUCUUACUGUUUGAUGGAUAUGGCAGUGACCUCUAUGUAUCAUAUGUUCCUGAACGCUAUGGGCCAGACUCUGUCUUACUGUUUGAUGGAUAUGGCAGUGGAACCUCAAUAAAAUCUGCUGAACAACAGCGACGAGCACAGCAGAACACAUCAGCUGAUAUAGCCUGUGACCAUUAUGUAUCGUAUGUUCCUGAACGCUAUGGGCCAGACUCUGUCUUACUGUUUCGUGGAUAUGGCAGUGGAACCUCAGUAAAAUCUGCUGAACAACAGCGACGAGCACAGCAGAACACAUCAGCUGAUGUAGUUUUUGAUUUGGAAAUGACAACCACAACAUCUAAAAAGGAAUUUUGGGAAAUGGCAAAAAUAAAGAUCACUUAA
This is a messenger RNA of Gigantopelta aegis, 2097 nucleotides long. Its product is annotated as ice nucleation protein InaU-like. The record is from RefSeq and is a predicted model, not a curated record. The transcript is spliced from 4 exons. The coding region runs from base 1 to 2097 and encodes 698 amino acids. Lineage: Eukaryota; Metazoa; Mollusca; Gastropoda; Neomphalida; Peltospiridae.